AUGGCUCAGCCUAUAAUCACGGUUAUCGAUCCUGAGCUCUGCUCGCAACUUACGCAAGAAACACCUCAGCCGAGGCAUCCCAUGUUCGGAUGGGCUUUAACACCGGUGACAGACGGUAUUGACUUGAUAUCGAUGAACAUGGCUGACCAUGAAGUAUGGCGCUCUCGGCUGAAUCCGGGGUUUUCGUCUCGGAACGUCAUUCAAAACAUGCCCACCGUCCUGGAGGAGGUUUCCAUCUUUGCUCAAAAAUUGAAAGACACUGCGGAUGCGGACAGUCUUGAGUGGGGCACACUUUGUAUCGGAAAAUGCCGCAACUAUGCGAGAUAUUCUCUUGCCGCAGGUUCAGUCGCGCUUCAGCGACACACUCUUGAAUCAAAGAAUCAGAAAACAGUUAUCGAUCUUGCUAUCAAAGACUUCAAAGAGCGCCGCCAGCAGCCAACACCCGAGUUUAUCUGUAUCAGUAUAAGCAACUUAAAGGCGUUCUUGUUUGCUGGCCCCGACAUCCUCCAAAGACUACGCGCAGAGCAUGAAGUGCUAGGCCCCGACCCAAAAUCAGCAAAUAAGGUGUUCCAAGAAAGCCCUCAUAAGGUGAACGAGCUACGCUACACGGCGGCAGUCAUCAAGGAAUCGCUCCGCAUCCAUUCUCUAGCCAAUAUAUUCCGGCAAGGCAGCGCUAGAUUCAACUUCUCGCUUGACGGCAUGUGGUAUCCCACUUACGAGUGCAAGAUCCAAACAAGUCCGACGAUGACUCACAUCCAUCCAGAACUGUGGCCUCGCCCGACGGAAUUUAUACCAGAUCGGUUCCUGGUUUCGGAGGGCCAUGCUCUGUAUCCUCUUAAGAAUGUGUGGCGACCCUUCGAGCUGGGAAAUACGAAAUGCAUCGGGCAGGAACUGGCGGUGUUGGAACUGAAGCUCGCGUCGGUUCUUACUUGGGACGUGAUGCAGAAAAGGGAUGGGAUAGGUGCGGCGGCGGAGACUGUUAAUGGUGAACGCGCGCGUACAGAUCUGGAGAGGGUAUUGGUUGUGUCAAAGACGAUUUACCAGUAA
Blastomyces gilchristii SLH14081 is the source of this 1047-nucleotide messenger RNA. Its product is annotated as cytochrome P450. The transcript is spliced from 4 exons. Bases 1 to 1047 code for a protein of 348 amino acids. Gene Ontology annotation, molecular function: iron ion binding; heme binding; monooxygenase activity. The record is from RefSeq and is a predicted model, not a curated record. NCBI's taxonomy places the organism in Eukaryota, Fungi, Ascomycota, Eurotiomycetes, Onygenales, Ajellomycetaceae.